AUGAAUCCCCUAAACGAUGACAAGUUGGAAAAAAUUUCCAACCAUGAACUGAUUAGGAGGAUCAUGGAGCUGCAGAAUUCUUUAAUAAUUAUCUCUGAUCAUAUGGAAUUCCUAAAAAAUAAAAAUAGAAUAUUAGAUGAAGAGAAUGAGAAAUUGGAAAAUCACAUAAGAGACAUUGUGAAUGAUGUGAAAACAGAACUUACACAAAAGUUUGACAAAAAAAAAUCACCUCCUUUGACUUAUGCCCCUGUUAUACGUGAGGAGGAGGCAGCAAUUGAACAAUGCAACGGUUGUGAUAACGAAAGGAGUGUUCAGCGUGAACCCUGCGAAGAGCAGACAUGUGCAACCCCUGACUCGGUAGUACCUGUACCUACAAAUGCCGCUUCACCACGUAGAAGCAUAUCGUGCGGAGACUCCUCAUCAAUUCAACACACCACCAAUGUGCAGUCUUGGGAACACACAAAUCGUGCCUACCCAGAUAAAAACGAAACUAAAAUCGCACAAACGAGUUAUGAAAAAAAUUCAGACCAACAUGUAAAUAAUAUGAGAGUACAGAAAAAGGAGGAACAAAAUUUGAAUCUUCUAAAAGAACACACAAAAAGUAGUAAUAUAUAUAAUUUACUUAUGGAAACAGAAAAGUUGAAUUCCAUAUUUAACAUUGCAUCGAAUGUUCUCAACACAUCAUUUUUCGGCAUAGCAUCAAAAGAACAGGAUGGUAAAAGAAAGGCAUGCCAAUCUGUCCAAGGGUGUCCGGGGGUAGAGCCAAGAGAGUUACAUAAGCAUACACAAAGGGGAGGUUCCAAAACUUCUACAUUGGAGGCUAACCCUACCGAAGCAACUUCAGAAGCGAAUAAUUAUAUGGACUGCUCAGGUGGAGAUGUUCCUGCAGGGGGGGUGGCAGGAAAAGAGAAUACAGAUAUAAUGGACAGGGUCGACAUAAUGGAGGAUGAAGACAUAAACGAGAAAGAUAAGGCACAAAAGGAAACUGAUAUAAAGAGAGAAGUGCUGAUGGUGGAGGAAAACCCCAUUGCAUCGCAUACCAAUAUGGUGGUAAAUGAAAUACCCAUAAAAGGGGGAUACACUCCCGAUGAUCAAAUUACUACCCCUCCGGAUUCACACCAAAUGGAUGAAAAUAUACAUGGGGGAAAAGACAACAACGAUGAGGAAAAUCAGGUAAAUCAUAUCAUACCUGACGAAGGGGAUACCAUUAAAAGGGAAAGUUACAAGGCUUUAGUAUAG
Molecule: messenger RNA, 1239 nt
Organism: Plasmodium fragile
Lineage: Eukaryota; Apicomplexa; Aconoidasida; Haemosporida; Plasmodiidae
Exons: 1
Coding region: 1-1239 (412 amino acids)
Source: RefSeq, a predicted model, not a curated record